This is a messenger RNA of Dichomitus squalens LYAD-421 SS1, 549 nucleotides long. RefSeq lists its product as uncharacterized. NCBI's taxonomy places the organism in Eukaryota, Fungi, Basidiomycota, Agaricomycetes, Polyporales, Polyporaceae. The record is from RefSeq and is a predicted model, not a curated record. The coding region runs from base 1 to 549 and encodes 182 amino acids. The transcript has 3 exons.
AUGUCAUCUUUCCCUCCCGGACGGAGUGUCCCCUUGCUGCUGACGACCCAUUGGCAUCAUCGAGCCCUAUCCACUGGGCCGACGAAGUCGAACAAGAGCUCUUCUCCGAUUGGACAACACCCGACCACACCGACAGCAAGCCCGACGGUUCGCAGAGAGAGAUGGUGGCUACACACUCUUUUUGUGAUCCUGGGGGAGACAAAAGUUGAGGAGACCGAUGCCAAACUUACCGUCGCUGAAGAAGCCGACUCGACUCCGACCAAUCUGACCGACCUGACUCCUCCGACUCCUCCGACCGACUUCACAUCGACACCGACGGCGGCCGACACUGACGCCAACACCGACAUCGACAUAGGCAUCAACACCGACACCUUCGAGAUCUACGACUCCGACUUCGACGCGGUCAACGAAUUCUGCACGGUGCUCCAGUACCUGUCCGCAACCGGGCACCUCCGACUCGACACAUACACGACCGUCUUCUCCGCUGCGGCACGACACGCCGUGCGCAUCUGGCCACCCCUUCUGGCUGAACGAACGACCGGCCCGUAG